Molecule: messenger RNA, 789 nt
Organism: Mangifera indica (mango)
Lineage: Eukaryota; Viridiplantae; Streptophyta; Magnoliopsida; Sapindales; Anacardiaceae
Product: signal peptidase complex-like protein DTM1
Exons: 2
Coding region: 200-544 (114 amino acids)
Biological process (GO): anther wall tapetum development
Cellular component (GO): signal peptidase complex; endoplasmic reticulum membrane
Source: RefSeq, a predicted model, not a curated record
AACAAGUAAACACACUACACGUUUCCAACAUUAAAGAGGUCGUUGAGGGUCGCAUUUAAACGCAAUUAGUUCCCCCAACAACUUCAUUCUUUUCGAGAAAAAAAUUCCAGUUUUCUCCUAAAUCCUCUAACCUUGAUGUUUUUGUUUUCUAAUGAUUGACUUGAAGCAAUAACCAUAUAGGAAAUUAAGAUUAUAUUUGAUGGCACAGGUAGGAAAUGACGAGGCUCUAAGAUCGUCACUGAUUUGGCUGGCGGUGGUUAUGUUGAUUGUUGGGAUAUGCACACAGAGCUUGAAGAAGAUGUUGGUCACUUACGUUGUGGGUGUUUUGGGGAUUGCCGGAAUCUUAUUGCCUGACUGGGAUUUCUUCGACCGGGAUUUCUCUAGAUGGUGCUACCCCGUUACUGCUGAAGAAAGGGCCUUCGCUCUUGCUCAAAGACAAGUUUCCCUAUUGAGAAGAUAUAGGAUCUAUCCUGUGAGGCUGGUGGUGUACACAAUUAUUUAUGGGUUUGCUUUAUACAAGUGGUGGAUGUUCGUAUCAAAUUGAAGGAAUCAAAAGCAAUUUAUGGUAGAUUAUUAUUACCUCUGGUUUUUCCCACGAUGAUCCUGAAAAAUUCGGUUCAGUUAGAAAGCAGCCGCUAAGCUUCAUCAGAAUUUGGCUGCAACCUGUGGAUGGCCGAGACUGAUUUUGAAGUUGUUGUUUGUAUUUUGUUAUACUAUCUACUCUUCAAUUGUUUGUGGCCAAGUGUUGUCCUCAUUGUCUGGUUUAAAAUUUCGAAGAACUUUUUCCUA